Messenger RNA from Bursaphelenchus okinawaensis, 746 nucleotides. The record is from the annotation of a GenBank genome assembly. Lineage: Eukaryota; Metazoa; Nematoda; Chromadorea; Rhabditida; Aphelenchoididae.
AUGGUACAUAGAGUGACAUACAAGACAGCAGUGGGUAAUAUAGGGUAGGAAAUAGGUAGAAGAACUUUUUUUUGUAAAACAAGGAAAUUUUGUUGCUCGUGCUAUUCAGUACUAUGUAGUGCUUUGGUUCAAUGAUAUGUUUAGAUUAUAUCUGAAGCUAAGGCUAAGGUUUUGGCUAUGGCUAACGCUAAGGCUAUGUUUAUGGCUAUGGCUGAAGGCUGAAGGCUAAAGCUAAGGCUAAGGAUGAGGCCAAAGUCAAGGCUGGUACUAAUAGUACUAUAUAGUACCUAAAAAUACCCAACUCGUUAAAGUACCGACCGCUUACCAUGUGCUUCCCAAAUGUUUAUUUUAAUUAAUUCUAGCACAUUCGGCCGUUUCGCCGUGAAUAAUUUAAGGCCACGGAGAAUGUGUGAAUUAAAAAUGCAAACAAAUUUGGCCGCGCUGAAACAAAUCGCCUUAAUGUUUCGGUAAUUGUAAAUUACAGAGUAAUGGGUGCACGUUUAUCAAUUUUAUACGUAUAUGCGGGGUUGGACGGGUUUUUUAAUUAGACUCAGGCUCAAGUUCAGGUCCUGGUUCAGGCUCAGGCUCAGGCUCAGUCUCAGACUCAGGCUCAGGCUCAGGCUCAGGCUCAGGCUCAGGCUCAGGCUCAGGCUCAGGCUCAGGCUCAGGCUCAGGCUCAGGCUCAGGCUCAGGCUCAGGCUCAGGCUCAGGCUCAGGCUCAGGCUCAGGCUCAGGCUCAGGCUUAG